GCGAGCCGCCCAUGGUGCAGCGCAUGUGGGCCGAGGCGGCUGGGCCUGCGGGCGGCGCCGAGCCGCUGUUUCCGGACUCCCGGCGGAGCCGCAGCCUGUGGGACGCCGUGCGCCUGGAGGUGGGCGGCCCCGACAGCUGCCCGGUGGUGCUGCACAGCUUCACGCAGCUCGACCCCGACCUGCCGCGUCUGGAGAGCUCUACGCAGGAGAUCGGCGAGGAGCUGGUCAACGGGGUCAUCUACUCCAUCUCCCUGCGCAAGGUGCAGGCGCACCACGGCGCCAGCAAGGGCCAGCGCUGGCUCGGGUGUGAAAAUGAGUCGGCCCUGAACCUGUAUGAGACCUGCAAGGUGCGGACCGUGAAGGCAGGCACGCUGGAGAAGCUGGUGGAGCAUCUGGUGCCUGCCUUCCAGGGCAGCGACCUCUCCUAUGUCACCAUCUUUCUGUGCACCUACCGAGCCUUCACCACCACCCAGCAGGUCCUGGACCUGCUGUUCAAAAGGUACGGUAGAUGUGACGCCCUCACGGCCUCCUCUAGAUACGGCUGCAUCCUCCCAUAUUCCGACGAGGACGGUGGCCCCCAGGACCAACUGAAAAAUGCCAUCUCCUCCAUCCUGGGCACCUGGCUGGACCAGUACUCAGAGGACUUCUGUCAGCCCCCGGACUUUCCCUGCCUCAAGCAGCUGGUGGCCUACGUGCAGCUCAACAUGCCCGGCUCUGACUUGGAGCGCCGUGCCCACCUUCUCCUGGCCCAGCUGGAACAUGCAGAACUCACUGAGGCAGAGUUGGAGGCUCUGUCACCAACUCCAGCGCCAGCGCCAGCGCCAGCUCUAAAACCAACUCCAGAUCUAGGGCCAGCUCCAGGACCAGCUCUAGUGCCCUAUCCUGUGCCAGCUCCAGAGCUAGAGCCGGUGCCAGCUUCGGAGCUAGAGCUGCUGCCUGCUCCGGAGCUAGAGUCAACACCAGCUCCGGAGCUAGAGCCAACACCCGUGCCAGCUCCAGAGCUGGAGCCAGCUCUAUCACAAACUCUAGAGCUAGAGCCAACACCAGUACCAGAGCUUUCCUGGCCUUCCUCUGUGGCUGCAGAGAACGGGCUGAAUGAGGAGAAGCCUCACCUCUUGGCGUUCCCCCCCGACCUGGUGGCAGAGCAGUUUACACUGAUGGACGCGGAGCUGUUCAAGAAGGUGGUGCCCUACCACUGCCUGGGCUCCAUCUGGUCCCAGCGGGACAAGAAGGGCAAGGAGCACCUGGCUCCCACCGUCCGCGCCACCGUCACCCAGUUCAACAAUGUUGCCAACUGCGUCAUCACCACCUGCCUCGGGGGCCGCAGUGUGACGGCCCGGGACAGGGCCAGGGUGGUGGAGCACUGGAUCGAGGUGGCCAGGGAGUGCCGAGUCCUCAAGAACUUCUCUUCGCUUUACGCCAUCCUCUCUGCUCUGCAGAGCAACUCCAUCCACCGACUGAAGAAGACGUGGGAGGAAGUUUCCAGGGACAGCUUCCGGAUCUUUCAGAAGCUGUCAGAGAUUUUCUCCGAUGAGAACAACUACUCACUGAGCAGAGAACUGCUCAUCAAGGAGGGGACCUCCAAGUUUGCCACCCUGGAGAUGAACCCCAAGAGAGCCCAGAAGCGGCCGAAGGAGACGGGUGUCAUCCAGGGCACGGUUCCCUACCUGGGCACGUUCCUCACAGACCUGGUGAUGCUGGACACGGCAAUGAAGGACUAUCUGUAUGGGAGACUGAUCAACUUCGAGAAGAGAAGGAAGGAAUUCGAAGUGAUCGCCCAGAUCAAGCUGCUCCAGUCGGCCUGCAACAAUUACAGCAUCGCGCCCGAGGAGCACUUUAGGUCCUGGUUCCAGGCCAUGGAACGGCUCAGCGAGACUGAGUGCUACAACCUGUCGUGUGAGCUGGAGCCCCCCUCCGAAUCAGCCAGCAACACACUCAAGGCCAGGAAGAACACGGCCAUCGUGAAGCGCUGGAGCGACCGCCAGGCCCCCAGCACGGAGCUCAGUACCAGUGGCAGCUCCCACUCCAAGUCCUGUGACCAGCUCAGGUGUGGCUCCUACCUCAGCAGCGGGGACAUUGCCGACGCACUCAGCGUCCACUCGGCUGGCUCCUCCAGCUCUGACGUGGAGGAGAUCAACAUGAGCUUUGUCCCAGAGUCCCCUGAUGGCCAGGAAAAGAAGUUCUGGGAGUCAGCCUCCCAGUCAUCCCCCGAGACCUCCGGCAUCAGCUCAGCCUCCAGCAGCACCUCCUCCUCGUCAGCCUCCACCACGCCCGUGGCCUCCGCCCGUACCCACAAGCGCUCCGUCUCGGGGGUUUGCAGCUACAGCUCCGCACUGCCACUCUACAACCAGCAGGUGGGCGACUGCUGCAUCAUCCGCGUCAGCCUGGAUGUGGACAACGGCAACAUGUACAAGAGCAUCCUGGUGACCAGCCAAGAUAAGGCUCCGGCUGUAAUCCGCAAGGCCAUGGACAAACACAACCUGGACGAGGAUGAGCCAGAGGACUAUGAGCUGGUGCAGAUUAUUUCAGACGAUCGAAAGCUGAAGAUCCCUGAAAACGCCAACGUGUUCUAUGCCAUGAACUCUACUGCCAACUAUGACUUUGUCCUAAAGAAACGGACCUUCACCAAGGGGGCAAAGGUCAGGCAUGGAGCCAGCUCAACCCUCCCUCGUGUGAAGCAGAAGGGACUCAAGAUUGCCAAGGGCAUCUUCUAAUUGGUCCCCAGCGCUGGCCAGCCACAGGACCACCCUUUCCAGGGUCUGGCUGGCCGGGGAACUCAGCACUUACAGACUGCAGUGGCCCGGGCCAAGUGGGCACCUUCUGCCCAGCCUGCCAGCCCAGGCCACCCCCAGACUCCAGUUUCACCCUGAACCUCUCCUGCUGCCGGGAUUGACGCCUGCCAGUCGACAGGCUGACCUGGCCUCCUGUGGACCACUCGCUGCCUUAGGUGCCUUCUGCUCUCUGGACCAGAGGACUAGCUGACUUUUGCCAAGGAGUGCUGCCAAUGGACACAGCCCUGCAUGCCACUGGGCACUGCCCUCUAUGCCUCCCUCACACCUUCGCAGGUGUGGGUCACUGCCACCUUUGCCCAUGGGUACCCCAGGGCACCCACUCGUCCACCGAGUCUGACCACUGCAGUUCUCUCCUCGUGCCCGCGGGCACUGGCCUGUACCCUUCAUGGGGGUCCCGGUCCCUCCUCCCACCACCCUAGCCUUUCUCAGGCUGCACCAAAGAUUCCAUCAUCAGGGCCAACUGAGAGUGAGGGAGUCUCGCCCACUACCACCCAGCCCUCCCGGAGAAGAGAGAGACCCUCCUCAUGGACCACACUCUUCACCCGGUGCAUGAAGACGGUCUCAGUCGAGUCCCACUGAUGUCGAAUCUCAUGACACUCGAGUGCCACUCACUGCUGCAUCCUGGGCUUUACGAGACCACACGAGACGGGGGUUAGUGAGAGAGGAGGAUUUGGGGGGAGGAGGAGGGGGGAUGAAUAUUUGUAUAAAA
Molecule: messenger RNA, 3501 nt
Organism: Ceratotherium simum simum (southern white rhinoceros)
Lineage: Eukaryota; Metazoa; Chordata; Mammalia; Perissodactyla; Rhinocerotidae
Gene: RALGDS
Product: ral guanine nucleotide dissociation stimulator
Biological process (GO): Ras protein signal transduction
Cellular component (GO): plasma membrane
Molecular function (GO): guanyl-nucleotide exchange factor activity
Source: RefSeq, a predicted model, not a curated record